This is a messenger RNA of Pectinophora gossypiella (pink bollworm), 2709 nucleotides long. It is a transcript of the gene Eip75B, whose product is annotated as ecdysone-inducible protein E75. Gene Ontology annotation, biological process: positive regulation of transcription by RNA polymerase II; hormone-mediated signaling pathway; cell differentiation. Gene Ontology annotation, molecular function: RNA polymerase II cis-regulatory region sequence-specific DNA binding; nuclear receptor activity; zinc ion binding. The record is from RefSeq and is a predicted model, not a curated record. NCBI's taxonomy places the organism in Eukaryota, Metazoa, Arthropoda, Insecta, Lepidoptera, Gelechiidae. Bases 271 to 2535 code for a protein of 754 amino acids. The transcript has 5 exons.
CAGUGAGAGAAAGUUGGUCGCGGCGAGCGAACGAGUCGCGAGUCGAGCGCCGCGCCACGCGCUACGCACGCACGCUCCGCGCCGCACGCUCCCGCCCUUGGACUUUACAUGUUGUCAUGAGCUGAAAUGUCCAUCUGAAGGACCGUUUCCGCAUUUACGUGCAUGAAUGAAUAAUGUGUGAAAACUUUGUAUAAUAGUUUUGUCGUUAGUUGUAAUAUACGAAGCGGUUUCUGGACUUGUAAAUAGAGACCGGUCGGUAUUGUAAGGACGAUGCAGUGCUAUCCGAAACUGUCUCCGAAACGGGAGCCGAUGGACACGGGGUACGAGGGCGAGCUGACGCCGCGGCGCCUGGAGCUGCCGGCGCCGCCGGGCAAGGAGUUUCGCGCGCCGGUGCUGCUGGCGCCCCCGCACCACUCCGUCAUCCAGUGCAUGCGGCCGCCGCCGCCACCACCGCCGCCGCGUCUCCACAAACCACCAUCCUUCGAGGAACCUUCCAGCUCCAUUCCAGAUCUAGAAUUCGAUGGUACCACAGUACUGUGCCGCGUCUGCGGCGACAAAGCCAGCGGAUUCCACUACGGCGUGCAUUCCUGUGAGGGCUGCAAGGGCUUCUUCCGGCGCUCCAUCCAACAAAAGAUCCAGUACAGGCCCUGCACCAAAAACCAACAGUGCUCCAUCCUUAGAAUUAACAGAAAUCGGUGCCAGUAUUGCCGAUUGAAGAAAUGCAUAGCCGUUGGCAUGAGCAGAGAUGCCGUGCGAUUCGGUCGCGUGCCAAAGCGCGAGAAAGCGCGAAUACUAGCCGCGAUGCAGCAGUCAUCGUCGUCGCGCGCGCAGGAGCAGGCGGCAGCCGCGGAGCUGGACGAUGCCCCGCGGCUGCUGGCCCGCGUGGUGCGCGCGCACCUCGACACCUGCGAAUUCACCCGGGACCGCGUCGCUGCGAUGCGCGCACGCGCCCGGGAAUGUCCCACCUAUUCACAACCCACUCUGGCGUGCCCACUAAACCCAGCGCCAGAGUUGCAAUCGGAGAAAGAGUUCUCCCAGAGAUUUGCGCACGUGAUCCGUGGCGUGAUCGACUUCGCCGGCCUCAUCCCCGGCUUCCAGCUGCUCACGCAGGACGACAAGUUCACGCUGCUCAAGAGCGGACUCUUCGACGCGUUGUUCGUGCGACUCAUCUGCAUGUUCGAUGCGCCGCUCAAUAGCAUAAUCUGCCUAAAUGGACAGCUCAUGAAACGUGAUUCUAUUCAAAGUGGUGCCAAUGCACGGUUUCUCGUCGACUCUACUUUCAAGUUCGCCGAGCGCAUGAACUCUAUGAACCUUACGGAUGCCGAGAUCGGCCUCUUCUGCGCCAUAGUACUCAUCACUCCGGACCGCCCUGGCCUCCGCAACAUCGAGCUCGUGGAGCGCAUGCACGCGCGGCUCAAGUCCUGCCUGCAGACGGUGGUCGCACAGAACAGGCCCGACAGACCCGGCUUCCUGCGGGAGCUGAUGGACACGCUACCAGACUUGCGUACCCUGAGCACGCUGCAUACUGAGAAGCUGGUCGUGUUCCGCACCGAGCACAAGGAACUGCUCAGGCAGCAGAUGUGGGGCGACGAGGACGGCAGUCUGUGGGCAGAUUCCGGCGCGGAUGAGUCGGCGCGCAGCCCCAUCGGAUCAGUGUCGUCUAGCGAGUCCGGCGAGGCCGGCGCCGACUGCGGCACGCCCCUGCUGGCCGCCACGCUGGCCGGCCGCCGCCGCCUCGACUCGCGCGGCUCCGUCGACGAGGAGGCGCUCGGCGUCGCGCACCUCGCGCACAACGGCCUCACAGUCACGCCCGUGCGCCCCCCGCCACGCUACCGCAAGCUCGACUCGCCCACUGACUCCGGCAUCGAGUCGGGCAACGAGAAGCACGAAAGAAUAGUUGGCCCCGGCUCGGGCUGCUCCAGCCCGCGCUCCUCCCUCGAGGAACACUCGGAGGACCGGCGGCCGCUCGCGCCCGCCGACGACAUGCCUGUGCUCAAGCGCGUCCUACAGGCGCCACCUCUAUACGACGCGUCAUCUCUAAUGGACGAGGCGUACAAGCCGCACAAGAAGUUCCGCGCAAUGCGACGUGACACGUGCGAGGCGGAGGCGCGGCCGCUGCGACCGCCGUCACCACAGCCCCCGCAGCAGCACCCGCACCCCGCUAGCCCCGCGCACCCUGCGCACCUCGCGCACUCGCCGCGGCCGCAGCGCGUGUCGCUGUCGUCCACGCACUCAGUGCUGGCCAAGAGCCUGAUGGAGGGCCCGCGCAUGACGCCCGAGCAGCUGAAGCGCACCGACAUCAUCCAAAAGUACAUGCGGCGAGGCGAACCGGCGGGCGAGUGCCCCCUGCGAGCGGGCGCGGGCUCCGUGUCCGGCGCGAGCGUCCUGGCGUGCUACCGCGGCGCGUCGCCCGCGCCCUCCGUGCUGGCGCUCCAGGUGGACGUGGCCGACGCGGACGCGCCGCAGCCGCUCAACCUCUCCAAGAAGUCGCCGUCGCCGCCGCGCUCCUACAUGCCGCCCAUGUUGGAGGCGUGAGGCCGGCCCGCGGAGCCACACGUCUCCGCCACCCCACCCCGACCUACUUUAAAUUAAAUAAACUAGUAAAUAAUCGUUCGCAGAUCGUUUUAAUAUAUUAUAUGUGAUAAUUCGUUUAGGACGCGUGCGUGCGUGGCCGGUGCGGGUCGAGGAGAGCGCCAAUAGACUGAUAAA